Molecule: messenger RNA, 3464 nt
Organism: Bactrocera tryoni
Lineage: Eukaryota; Metazoa; Arthropoda; Insecta; Diptera; Tephritidae
Exons: 12
Biological process (GO): positive regulation of actin filament bundle assembly
Cellular component (GO): actin cytoskeleton; nucleus; Z disc
Molecular function (GO): actin binding
Source: RefSeq, a predicted model, not a curated record
CAAAGAAAACGAUUUUAAUAUUGUAUAUAAAUAUAUUAAUAUUUAGGAGUGUAAAAACUUGUGUGCUAAAUUGCAAAUUUAUUCAAAGAAGUGCCACUUUUCUUCGCAACAGCAGGUGUGAAUUGUUUCAACAAUUAUUAAGCAAUUUUUGUAAUAUUACCUAUACAAAAAUCGUCAUGGAGUCUAAUACUAAGUCAAAGGAGGUGAAGGAAAAUCUGGAAUCAAACAACGUAAUGGAAGAAUUAGCCACGGAGGUCGAAAUAGAAGAUUCUUCGAAUAACAGCGAAGAUAUGGAUGUCGAAUUGUCAACUCAGAAUAAAAUACAAGCCACAGAAACUGAGACAAAAUUAAUUGGCAGUGAAGAACAAGAUGGGACAGAAGGAAUGAAGGCAAUUUACGAAAAUAAUAAGGAAAGAGAUGAUCAUAGUCUUAGUAUUAAUGAUUUAUUGGAAACGGUGAUUGUACGAAAUCGAUCUGAAAAAGACUUAGAAGAUAACAGAGAAACAACCAAUGCUUCGCCCAAAUUGACAUCUACAGCAACUGCUCUAACUGAACAACUGAAUGGUAAAGAAUGCAAGUCAGAUGGUAAUGAAGAGAUCGAAACUAUAAAGAAAGAAAUAAAGGGAAAAGAUGAAAUAGGAUUCGUAGUGGAAGGGGAUAAGAUCGACUUAAGCGUAGAUAAUAUAGUAGAAAACAAAGAAGUUAAAAUAAAUGAGAAUGCUGAACCAGCCGUAGGUCUCUUAUCCGCUAAGCCGCAAAAUUCGAAGAAUGAAAUUGAUAAAUUGCAACCAGAACAUCAGCUAAAAGGGGAAAAUACUGUUAAGGAUAUCAUUUCGGGCAUCGAUUUAAGUGUAGAACAGGAAAAUUGUGAAUUACUAAAGCAACAACAAAAGGAAUUACUUCACAGACAACAAGAGCUUGUCGAACAAAUACGACAACAACAAUUAAUUGCUAAGCAGUUAGCCGCAGAGAAUCAGCUUCACCAACAACAAUUGCAGCAGCGAGAACAACUAGAGUCUCCCACACAACAGGAAGCACACAAAAUUACUAGUACACCCAAUCAAAAACCUACUCCAUCAAGUUCUCAGCUCCAGGAAAACACUUCUAAAUUUCUGACAGUUGAUAAAAAGAAAGACGAAUAUGAUUACACACAAAGUACAGAAACUUACGAAUACAAGGAGUCAACAAACGCUCCAAAACAUAUCGAUUUGCUCAAAAUCUUUACGCCAGCGACAGAUGCCAAUGAAAUUGUUCCAAGAAAUCGCAAAUUGUAUUCCUCAUCGGCGUUUUAUUCACCUGCAUUGCAUCCAACGGUGGAAGAUCAGGUGGAACUAGCACGCAGAAUAUCACAUUCAUUGAGCGACAUAAGCAACCAGAAAUCGAAAGGCCAAUCAAUGUAUGUGAACCGCAAAAAACGCUCUGUUAAAUGGGUUCACGAAGGUGCUGGGCAAGAUUCAUCUGCCAAGGAACAAAGUUAUCAGGAGGAAUUCAAAGAAAAUAAUGCGUCUCUUAACAAUACAACACAAUCACCAACUCUAAACUCACCACUAAAUCAAGUGCCUCUUCGAUUUUUAAUGAAUCCUUUUGGAAAGGUUCGUGACAUAACGUCAGUGAGCGACUCAUUUAAUAUUGAAACUGGUCUUUUGUCUCCUAAUAAAUGUGCGGAACUCGUGACGGCGUUACACACUCAAAAAGGCAAAGGUGCUGAACUUUUUGCUAAGCGCCGCAGGAAAUCUGAGAAAUGGGUAGUUGAUGAUACAAAUACAGGCAUUGAAAGUCCAUCCGGUCUUCCAGAUUACCAUCAGCAGCAGUCACAGUUCAAGCCAGCAGCAUCUCCGAGUAUUUUACCUGCUUAUUCUGACGCCGGAAAGCACCGUGUACAAUUGAAUUUGCAUCAAGAGCAAGUGCUAGAAAAAUAUAUUAAACCUGGUUUGAAAGUAGUUAAAACGCCAUGGGAAGCAGCACUUGAGACUGGUUCAGCUAGCACAGCUUUUAUAGACGACGUUCAACAUACUCAGCAUGCAAAAACACCAACAUUAUCUCCAAUCCCAGUAACGGAUUAUAAAUCUAGUCACCACAACACUACCAACGCAGUGGCAUACAAGAACGACUUCACAGCUGAUUACAGCAUAACACCUUCUCAUGAGCAACCACAGAAAUAUUUUCCAUCAGUCAAACCAAACUUCGGCCACAAUCCUCAACGAGAGCUGGCAUAUAAGCCAAGUUUAGCAAAAGGUUGGAAGGCGCCCAGUCCUUCACUACCAAAAGAAGAUGGUGAGAAGGUUGAUGAUCCGAAUGAAUACACUUAUGAAAUAACGAGCUAUGAGAAAGAAGUCGUCACUGACAGUAACAAAAUCAAGUCGCUAGAAUUUCUUGACAAUUUUAUGCGUUCACCAAGCCCAAUAAGAGAUAUAAACUUAGAUUUAAAAGAUGUGGGUAUUGAAAGACAGCUUCAAGAAUUAUAUAAUGGACAGGAAGUGGAGAGUGACAAAAUCAAUAGCAAAUCAGAGUGUGUAAAUGUGAAUGAGCAAUUGGAAAAUUUAGAACACAACAACAUUCAAUUAAUAAAAAAAGAGAAAAUAGAUACAAAACGCUUAGAAGAACAACAGCAAUUGAACCGAUCACUAUCGGAACUUCAAGAUUUUAAGAUGAAAAAAAAACAAAAAAACGAAUACAUCAAAAUUGCAGUUCAUGAACUAAUAUCUAACUAUGAGCAACAUCUAGUGAAUAUUGAUAAAAUUCAUGAAAGUGACCCCUUAGAAAGAGCGUUAUCGUCAUCAUUGUUUAGAGCAAAUCGAAAGGUGGACCAUAUUCCGAGUAAACUUAGAACUCAUCAAUUACGAAAUCAAAAUGAAGAGCUAUAUUUACCUAAGGAGAUAUCAUUGGAAAGUUAUGCUCCACCACCGGUGAUAACCAUGAAGGAACCCGAGAACUUAAAGUCACCUCGAGGUUUCGCAUCAACAAUGCUUCCCAGAACUAGUACCUUCCCUUUGGCGAAACGAAAUCCUGUUGAAUUCAGAAGUUACGGUCAACCAAACAGCAGUGGACAAGUACAACAAGAAACUUCUCAGCUUGUGCCACAAAUAAAUUAUAAUCCAUCACCAUUACCUUAUGACAAGAUCGCUAAGUUCGAGAAUGUUGGCGAGCAAGCACGAAACAAUGAUUACAACCCACAAUUUCGUCGACUAUCUGUUAAGUCUGAUGUAGACAAAAUUCAAAAUAUUCUGUCAACAUCAUUCGUAGAAAAUGGCGAGUGGUUGACAACUUCGCCAUAUCAUUCUAAGUUUCCGACAACUAAUAUAAAUUAUAUUGAGACCCCUUCUAUUGUCCACACAAAACGAAUUAAUCCCAUAGCUUUAUUGCAUGGUCAAAAUUAUAAUAACACAGCGCGUGGUUGGAAGUCAAGUGACACAUGUUCCUGUAAGUCGCCAUGUGAUAACAGUUUUAAGACCCCCAAUAUUGGA